AUGAAUUCUAGGUGUUUGUUGAAUUCGAACAGCAUGGUUCAAUCUUCGAAUUCUGCAGCAGCAGAAGAAAGAGUGGAUGGUUCUAGAAAUAGCCAUCGGCCUGAACGUGUCUCGUUGCCGCCUUCGUUUUCUGUUCGUAUGGCUAUGAGAAUAUCUAGAUCAAGAUGGUUUACCUUUUUAAGAAGAGUUUUCCAUUAUCAGAAUGGCUCGAGGUCUAGUCUUGGCUCGAAUCCUUUCAAUUCUAGCACUUGGUUGAUGUUGGAGUUUGGUGCUUUGAUUGUACAAAUCAUUGUUUCUACGUUCACUUUGGCUGUUUCAAAUAUGGAGAAACCUGUUUGGCCUAUGAGGGUAUGGAUAUCUGGUUAUGAUAUUGGAUGUGUUCUAAAUUUGCUUGUGGUUUAUGGACGGUACCGACAAAUUUAUCUGGUUCAAGGAGAUGCUGUAAGCCUUUCUAAUAUGGAACAACAGAGGAACAGUGAAGACACAAGUGUAUACAGGAUGUCACACUUGAUGAACAAAUGCAGGACUUCACUGGAGCUUUUCUUUGCCAUAUGGUUUGUGAUGGGAAAUGUUUGGGUUUUCGACUCACGUUUCGGUUCAUUUCAACAAGCUCCAAAACUCCAUGUCCUCUGCAUCACUUUGCUUACCUGGAAUGCAAUCUGUUACUCUUUCCCUUUCCUUCUUUUUCUUUUGUUAUGCUGCUGCGUGCCACUGAUUAGCUCCCUCCUCGGUUACAACAUGAACAUCGCAUCUUCUAAUAAAGGAGCAACCGAUGAACAAAUUUCACAACUUCCAAGUUGGAUACACAAAGAUCCUCCUCAUACUACCAAGUUAGAUCUCGGAAACGACUCUGAAAGCAUUGAAAAAUUUAUCAAUGAAGAUCCGGAAUGUUGCAUUUGCUUAGCCAAGUACAAAGACAACGAAGAAGUUAGAAAAUUGCCAUGUUCUCAUGUGUUCCAUCUAAAAUGUGUGGACCAGUGGCUGAAAAUUCUUUCUUGCUGCCCACUUUGCAAACAAGGAUUAGAAAGGUAG
Messenger RNA from Lathyrus sativus (Indian pea), 1032 nucleotides. NCBI's taxonomy places the organism in Eukaryota, Viridiplantae, Streptophyta, Magnoliopsida, Fabales, Fabaceae. The record is from the annotation of a GenBank genome assembly.